Alternaria alternata is the source of this 1227-nucleotide messenger RNA. RefSeq names its product SNO glutamine amidotransferase. The transcript is spliced from 2 exons. Gene Ontology annotation, cellular component: glutaminase complex; cytosol. Gene Ontology annotation, biological process: pyridoxine metabolic process; pyridoxal 5'-phosphate biosynthetic process. The record is from RefSeq and is a predicted model, not a curated record. Gene Ontology annotation, molecular function: glutaminase activity. Lineage: Eukaryota; Fungi; Ascomycota; Dothideomycetes; Pleosporales; Pleosporaceae. Bases 232 to 1089 code for a protein of 285 amino acids.
GCAGAUCGAAGGGUGGCACCUCCUCGGGGUAAGCGAUCGAGCAGGGCUGAGCGUAUCUGAGUGACAUGUGCCCGGCGGGCAAGUUACCGCUUACAGUGGGGAUGGAGCUUAUCGAUACAGAUUUAGCAUUUGCCGUCGCUUUCCGUGAUAUGACUGUACAUUUUCUAGACGUUCCAAUUCCUUAUUUCCUUGCUGUAACGGAGUUCUUUUGGCGUCUGUUCGUGAUUCACAAUGGCGGUCAAAGAAGGAAACACAGAGAUAACGGUCGGCGUCCUCGCCCUCCAAGGCGCUUUCAGCGAGCACAUUCAACUCCUUCGUGCGGCAUCCUCGAACAUCCCCUCGUCACCAACCUUCCACUUCAUCGAAGUCCGGACACCAGCCCAACUCGCACAAUGCGACGGCCUCAUCAUCCCUGGUGGCGAAAGUACAACCAUGUCCCUCGUAGCCGCACGUAGCGCUCUUCUCGAGCCCCUCCGCGACUUUGUCAAGGUCCAACGCAAACCAACGUGGGGUACAUGCGCCGGCCUCAUCUUACUAGCAGAGAGUGCGAAUAGAACAAAGAAAGGAGGCCAAGACUUGAUCGGAGGCCUAGACGUGAGAGUGAACAGAAAUCAUUUCGGGCGACAACAAGAGAGUUUCCAGGCAAACCUACAGCUGCCAUUCUUAGAGUCGACCAGCAAGACAAGCGCGACCGAUCCGUACCGAUGCGUCUUCAUCCGCGCGCCAGUUGUAGAGAAGAUACUUCCGAGUAAGAAGGCGGUAGGCAUACAAGAAGGAGAGAGUGAAAGGGACGAUACAAUUGUUGCGCCGAGCAAGACACCAGCGGAUGAUUUGGCGAGGAAGGAGUUGGAUCGCGAGGUCGAGAUCAUGGCAACGCUGUCGACCAACGCCCAGCCGUUGCAGGAGAACCAGGAACACAAUCACCCAGGUGCGGAGGACAUAAUAGCGGUACGGCAGGGCAACGUGUUUGGGUGUAGCUUCCACCCAGAACUGACCGACGACCCGCGGAUACAUGUUUGGUGGUUGGGAGAGGUCAUGAAAGCUGCGGAGAGGCGAAAGCAGUUUGAACUUGCGGAUCGAACUAAAUGAGAUGUAGGUGGUGCCAGAUGGCACUUCAAUUAGGGCACAUGCCCAGACAGCAAUUCUUGUAGAACAUGUGACAGGGCGUUUGGAAGAUGGUAGUAAGUCUUGGGAAGGUAUCUAAACUGGUAUCUCUCCUCCCUACGC